UGUUUUUUAGACCUAAUGCUCUCCACCUUACAUGUACGCACGUACACAGGUGCGGUUCUUGUGGAGUGUGGGUACAUCACCCCUGGUAAUGGGAUGCCAUGGGGAACCUGGGACUCAACAGUACGUUUUUGUCCCCCAAACAGCUAUGCCUCCGCAUUUACCAUCAAGGUGGAAAACCAUAUUAACGGAGACGACACAGCCAUGAACGGCAUCCAGCUCUACUGUCGCUCCACUAGAACCGACCGUGAAGUGGGCGUUCGUAGCUCCGCCGUCGGUAACUGGGGUGUAUGGCAAG
Cherax quadricarinatus is the source of this 295-nucleotide messenger RNA. The record is from RefSeq and is a predicted model, not a curated record. Lineage: Eukaryota; Metazoa; Arthropoda; Malacostraca; Decapoda; Parastacidae.